This is a messenger RNA of Stereum hirsutum FP-91666 SS1, 1446 nucleotides long. Its product is annotated as nagb/rpia/CoA transferase-like protein. The transcript is spliced from 8 exons. Gene Ontology annotation, cellular component: eukaryotic translation initiation factor 2B complex. The record is from RefSeq and is a predicted model, not a curated record. Gene Ontology annotation, biological process: translational initiation. Gene Ontology annotation, molecular function: guanyl-nucleotide exchange factor activity; translation initiation factor activity. Lineage: Eukaryota; Fungi; Basidiomycota; Agaricomycetes; Russulales; Stereaceae. Bases 45 to 1217 code for a protein of 390 amino acids.
CCUGAACACAUACAAGCAUAGAAUUUUGCAUCAUUUCCCAGGCUAUGGCGAUCCCUACGCCCCUCCAAUCGACAAGUCCGUCAACGAUCAAGCCCGCUCUGAACGCGCUGCAGGGUGACCCAAGUCGUGCUUCCACUCUUCUCGCAAGCACCAUCCCCGAGGAUCAACCUGCAGGAAAUGACUUUGACAUAUACGAGACUUACCGACGCACACUCAUGGACGAAGAUAUAUCUGCGCCCUUGGCCGCUAUACUGUCGUUGAGCGAACUGGUCCUGCAAUCCGAUGCGGAUACGAUGUUCGAGCUGGUCAAAGCUCUCAACGACGGUGCCGAAGAGUUAAGAAAACGCAUUCCGAAUCCCAUCGGUCUUAAUGCUGGCUGUGAGCUGUUUAUCGCGUUUGUGACGUUGUUCCCACAUGAAUCUAAUAGUUUUUCCGCCUUGAAAACGGAACUCGUCAGUCAAGGGAAGAAAUACGUCGCCGAGGCGCUUACCUACCGCUCUAAGAUUGCAGAGCUCGCCCUAGGUUUUAUCAAAGACGACUCCGUGAUAUUGACACACUCAUACUCGCGGGUCGUGAUGCAAACCCUGCUGCAUGCACACAAACGCAAGCGGAUAUCGGUCUAUGUGACGGAGGCUCGACCACGUGGGCUAGGGAUCAAGACGUACGAAGCGCUAACGGCUGCAGGCAUUCCGUGCACGGUUGUGCUCGACUCGGCCGUGGCAUACGUCAUGGACAAGGUUGACUUCGUCCUUGUGGGUUCGGAGGCAGUCGUCGAGAGUGGAGGGUUGAUCAACGCCGUGGGCAGCAAUCAGAUGGCUAUCAUCGCGAGAGCCGAAAACAAACCAUUCUAUGCCCUUGCCGAAAGUUACAAAUUCCAUCGUCUCUUCCCUCUUUCUCAGUACGACCUACCCACGCACAAUCCAGGGACGCUCGCGUUCCCGCAAUCUGCCCAACGGCCAGGCGGCGAACUCGCUGCGAGGCCCUCACUCUUCGUGUCCAAGAAUUCGACGCCUUCGUCAUCGAUAGAGCGAUCGACCCUUCCAACCUCUCUGCUUCCCGCCGCGACUGUCGAGCGGACGAUGACUGCCGAUCAAAUAUCCAAGAAUCCUGACGUCGACUACACAAGGCCCGACUUGAUUUCUCUCGUCUUCUCCGACGUCGGCACGUUGACGCCAGAGGGUGUCAGUUCCUAUUUGGUCGGCAUGUUCGCAGGCUGACAGGUCGCGACGAGAUCUCGAGGCUCGGCUAUUACGCUUUGCCAACGAUUAAACUCAGGAGUGACACGGCGUACCCUGGACGGAUCGUCGUGUCGAUAGAGUUUGCGAUAGUGUUGAAACCACAGGUACUCUAAUCACAUUCGAUCUGUACAAUCUCGCGGCUCGCGAGACGGAGGGGGUCCCGCGUGCGGUGCCUUUACAGCCGGGGAAACAAAUUCCAAGUUUCCAG